Molecule: messenger RNA, 1128 nt
Organism: Malus domestica (apple)
Lineage: Eukaryota; Viridiplantae; Streptophyta; Magnoliopsida; Rosales; Rosaceae
Product: proteasome subunit beta type-4
Biological process (GO): proteasomal protein catabolic process
Cellular component (GO): proteasome core complex, beta-subunit complex; nucleus; proteasome core complex
Source: RefSeq, a predicted model, not a curated record
UAUUUUUGGUCACAAACUCAUUCAAAUGCACCAAAGAAGGCCACAUCGCAGGCCGGAGCAAAUUACUACAGAACAGAACAGAGGUGCUGGAAACUAAAAGCUGCGAUUUCAAAAUCUCCCAAAACAAAAAUGAGUUUGGUGGAGUCGAACCAAUCCAAACCCGGCCUACUGUGCAAUCCUGAAGGCUCGCAGAGAACCCUGUACCCAUAUGUAACAGGUACAUCUGUUGUGGCUCUCAAGUAUAAAGAUGGAAUUUUGAUGGCUGCUGAUAUGGGAGGUUCAUAUGGGUCUACCCUGCGAUACAAGAGUGUGGAGCGAAUGAAGCCAAUUGGAAAGCAUUCUGUUCUUGGUGCAAGUGGAGAAAUAAGUGACUUUCAGGAGUUAUUACAUUAUCUGGAUGAGCUCGUCCUGUACGACAACAUGUGGAAUGAUGGGAACUCUUUGGGACCUAAAGAGGUGCACAACUAUUUGACCCGUGUGAUGUACAAUAGGCGUAACAAGUUCAAUCCGUUGUGGAACUCUCUUGUCCUUGGUGGAGUGAAAAAUGGACAGAAGUAUCUUGGCAUGGUUAGCAUGAUAGGUGUCAAUUUUGAGGAUGAUCAUGUAGCUACGGGAUUUGGAAAUCACCUUGCACGGCCUAUUCUUCGCGAUGAGUGGCAUGAGAACUUGACUUUCGAAGAGGGUGUAAAGCUGCUGGAGAAAUGCAUGCGUGUCCUUCUCUAUCGAGAUCGGUCUGCUGUGAACAAGCUUCAGAUAGCUAAAAUCACUGAAGAAGGUGCAACGGUCUCUCAGCCCUACUCUUUGAAGACGUUCUGGGGUUUCUCUGCUUUCGAGAAUCCAACAUUGGGUGCUGAGGGGUCAUGGUAGAGAGCCAACUCGGAGCUAAUGUUUGGUGUGUUUCUAGAGUUGUAGGAAUACCCAUCGUCUGCUUUAUUUUGGCGUUGCAGCACUCGACAAGCGUGAACUUAUUGUAGUGAUACUUAAAGAGACGUCUGUUUUUCUCUUGAAUUAUCUGGGCAAUAUGUGAUUUGCAAGUUUUAUCUUCUGUCAUAUUGACAAGAGAGCGAUAUUAUGCGUAUGCGUGUGCUUGGGCAUGUAAGGAAGAAGAGAUUGAUCGUUUUACAGGAA